Lithohypha guttulata is the source of this 1542-nucleotide messenger RNA. RefSeq lists its product as uncharacterized. Bases 1 to 1542 code for a protein of 513 amino acids. Lineage: Eukaryota; Fungi; Ascomycota; Eurotiomycetes; Chaetothyriales; Trichomeriaceae. Gene Ontology annotation, molecular function: transmembrane transporter activity. Gene Ontology annotation, biological process: transmembrane transport. The transcript has 4 exons. The record is from RefSeq and is a predicted model, not a curated record. Gene Ontology annotation, cellular component: membrane.
AUGAAGUUCUACAGCAGAAAGACCGAGUCGGCAGUCGUCGCCUCUACUCAAGAAGACAUGCUCAGCAUCGUUUCAGCAUGGUCUCCUGAGGAGCGUGCUGAUCGAGAGAAAAAGUUUGUGAGGAGGAUCGAUAGACGCCUGCUUCCUAUUCUGAUUCUCAUGUAUAUCAUGAACUAUAUCGAUCGAAAUGCUCUCCCACAAGCACGUAUACAAGGUCUCGAGGCUGAUAUUGGUCUGAAAGGGGUAGAGUACAACGUUGCGCUAUCGGUACUAUUUGUCGGCUAUGUGAGCAUGCAGAUUCCCAGCAACAUGAUCCUAGGUAUAGUUAGACCAAGCUGGUAUCUCGCCACCUGCAUGGUCGUUUGGGGAAUUGUGAGUGGCUGUAGCGGCGCUGUCCAAGGCUUCGGUGGUCUGGUAGCUGCACGAUUCUUUCUCGGCAUUACUGAGGCUCCCUUUUUUGUAGGAGUAGCCUUCCUCUUCUCGGGUUGGUACACUAGGAAAGAGCUCGGCACACGACUGGGCAUCUUCUUUUGCGGCGCCAUGCUUUCAGGGGCCUUUGGCGGUCUGUUUGCAGCUGGUAUUGCUGCAGCUUUUCGCAACAACAGAAUUGAAAGCUGGCGGUGGCUGUUCAUCAUUGAAGGUGUUGCUACCGUGGUAUUCGCUGUUGCCACUGGUUUCAUCAUUCCUGAUUGGCCAGCCACAACGAAAUGGCUCAGCGAGGAAGAAAGAGCACUUGGCGUCGUGCGCCUCGUGGAAGACGCCGGUGAUGAAGAGGAAGACAUUAGUACAAAUGCAGCUUUCAAGAUGGCAGUGACCGACUAUCGUGUUUGGCUCUGCAUUCUUGGUCAAGUCUGCGUUCAGGCUGUUGCCAGCUUGACCAACUUUCUCCCAACUCUGGUUCGGAACUUCGGCUUCUCUACGAUACACACACUUUUGCUUACUGCACCACCUUACGUUUUGACUGCAGCGAUAUGCGUCUUGAAUACCUGGAAUUCUGACCGCACUUCGAAUCGAUCGCUGCAUAUCGUUGUUCCUACUCUUGCCACUGUUGCUGGCAUUAUCAUCACGCUCGCCACCACGCACAUUGGUGCACGAUAUUUUGCACUCUUUCUCAUGCUGCCAGGCACGUAUGCCUGCUUCCAAGUAUCAAAUGCCUGGAUGGCAAGCAUUGCAGCCAGACCACGCAAGAAGCGUGCAAUUGCUUUGGCUAUGAACAACUCCUUCGGUAACACCGCCUUAACAUGGACGCCGUAUCUCUAUCCAAGAAGCGAUGGGCCACGGUAUGUCAAAGCUUGGUCGGUGAACCUUGGUCUCUCGGCAAUACUUUUGAUCUCCACCAUUGCGCUGAGUCUGUUGUUGAGAAGAGAUAAUCGCAAGGCUGAUGCUGCAGCUGUACAGACUUUUAGCACUGAAACUAAGCGUUCAGACGGCCUCAAGAGCGACGACAUGCAUGAAGUCGUGGAGUCCGAGUUUGGUAAUGAGACUGUUGGUCGUGAGUUGAGAGGGAGAAAUACUGGUGCUACAGCAAGAUUCCAGGUUUAG